Molecule: messenger RNA, 303 nt
Organism: Knipowitschia caucasica
Lineage: Eukaryota; Metazoa; Chordata; Actinopteri; Gobiiformes; Gobiidae
Source: the annotation of a GenBank genome assembly
AUGAGCUGGCACAGGGCGUCCUCUGUCCAUCCACCUUCACCUGUCCCACAGCGGGACGUCCUGCCCGCACAACGCCCCCCGCUGGAGCCAGAGGGAGGAGCAGAUCGCUGCCAAAUGCUAAUUGCUAUUUCACCUGCCUGCCCCCGCCCCGCUGCGCCCUUCCGUCAGCCCCCGUCACCAUCAGAGCUCAUUAUCAGAUGGUCGGUCCCUGUGCUGCGGAGUGGGACUAUUUUGAGAGAUGGCCUAAUUGAAAAGAGCGGCGGGAUACAGGAAAAAUGGAUCCGCCGCCAUGUCCUUCGUUAA